UUGUCAAUCGAUUAAUUUUAUAUCGAUGACGUUCUGUCAGCAACAAAACGGCAACUGAGUGCACACUCGUCUUACUCUUUCUCUACUUCCGCGAUUCUUUCAGUAAUCUGUCACCAAAAUGACUAAGAAAAGGCGUAAUGGAGGACGCUGCAAACACAACCGUGGCCAUGUCAAGGCCGUGCGUUGCACCAACUGUGCUCGAUGCGUACCGAAGGAUAAGGCUAUUAAGAAAUUCGUGAUCCGAAAUAUCGUAGAAGCUGCUGCUGUGCGAGACAUUUCAGAUGCUUCAGUUUAUAGCUCGUAUGUGUUGCCUAAGCUGUAUGCCAAGCUUCACUACUGUGUAUCUUGUGCUAUCCACUCGAAGGUGGUGCGCAACCGGUCCAAAGAGGCACGCAGAAUCCGUACACCGCCACAGAGAGCCUUCCCGAAGGACAUGAAUCGACAAGGAAAUGCCCAGCGCAAGUAGAUCAUGAUGAUCGCUAAAAGCUUCUGUGGAAGUAAUCUAAACUUUGGUUGGUUAUCGAAAACAGAGCAAAACUGGGAUUCAUUUAAGUUGUACUUGGAUAAGAUUGCUUAUAAAUAGAUUUGUACUGCUCACACAGUACGAACUAA
Molecule: messenger RNA, 612 nt
Organism: Wyeomyia smithii (pitcher-plant mosquito)
Lineage: Eukaryota; Metazoa; Arthropoda; Insecta; Diptera; Culicidae
Gene: RpS26
Product: 40S ribosomal protein S26
Exons: 3
Coding region: 119-466 (115 amino acids)
Biological process (GO): translation
Cellular component (GO): ribosome; cytosolic small ribosomal subunit
Molecular function (GO): structural constituent of ribosome; mRNA binding
Source: RefSeq, a predicted model, not a curated record